GUACGUGCUCUUUUGGAGGAGACGUCAUACUUGCAAACACUCAACACCUGCCACCCUUUGCUUUGUGAUACCUUCACAGUGUUCAGACUCCAGAAGUGCCUCUCGUCCACAGAGGUCUGCUGAUACUUGUCUGAAAGUUUCUGGGAACAGAAGAUAAGUUGUGUUCUCAGCCAACGGAUUCAUCAGUCUCACAACUUUGAGUGUGAGCCCACAGAUGGCCGCCCUGUGUAAUGGAGCCAAGAAACCUGAGGGCAGUGAUCUGGUUGUAGACCCCCGGCCGCCUCCUGCCAAGCUGGCUCGACUGGAACAAAACGGAGCGGGACCCUCGACGCAGGAGAGGAGCUGUCAGGGGAGUCCUGUGGCCAAAAACCCCUGCCUGUCCCAGAAACCCACCCCAGUGAGGCCCCAGAGCAAGAGCUGGCACAGCAAAGGGAGCCUGCUGCCGGUUUUCUGUGUGGUGGAGCACAGAGAAAAUCCUCUGGAGGUGGAGAGGAAAGAAGAACACGCUGAGUUUGUGUUGGUCAAGAGAGAUCUGCUGUUCAACCAGCUGAUAGAGAUGGCUCUGCUAACACUGGGCUACUCGCACAGCUCUGCUGCACAGGCCAGAGGUCUGAUCCAGGUGGGCAGGUGGAACCCGGUGCCGCUGUCCUGUGUGACAGAUGCUCCUGAUGCCACCGUGGCUGAUAUGCUGCAAGAUCUUCACCAUAUUAUCACACUUAAAAUACAGCUGCACAGCUGUCCCAAACUGGAGGACUUACCACCCGAGCAGUGGAGUCACUCCACGGUGAGAAACGCUCUGAAGGAGCUCCUGAAGGACAUGAACCAGAGCUCCCUGGCCAAGGAGUGCCCCCUGUCCCAGAGUAUGAUAUCAUCUAUUGUAAAUAGCACUUACUAUGCAAAUGUCUCAGCUGCCAAGUGUCACGAGUUUGGUCGAUGGUACAAGCACUUCAAGAAGACCAAAUGCUUCAAGGAUAUUGACAGCUUCUCUGACCAGACUGCACAUAUCACCCUCACUCAGCAGCCAAUCACAAGCAGCCCAGCUGAUCAGAGCCCAACCAUGUUUUUCUCUCAUGGAGAAGUAGCCAGCAUAUGUGGCCGGUCCCCGCUCGGCAGGCGCCCCCCCGGGUUGGUAACCCAGCCAUUAAGCUCACAAAUGGUCAACCAGCAGCUGGUGAUGGCUCAGUUUCUCAACCAGCAGUAUGCUGUUAGCCGCAUGCUAGCUGGCCAGGGUCUCUCACCGUCCCCACAGCAGUUUCUCAACCACCCGCCGGUAGUGAUUCCUCCCCCUCCUCCAAUGGUUUUCUCCAAAGCCCCUGAUUCCCAAGCCCCACAGCAGGCCCAGUGCUGCCCAGGAGGAGGCCCUGUAGCCGGGACGCAAACCCAGACAUUGGCUGGGUCUUCUGUUGGGUCGUCAGACGUGCCAUUUGAAAUCUACCACUGUGUGAGGGAGGAACUGAAGAGAGCAGGCAUCUCUCAAGCUGUCUUUGCACGAGUGGCCUUUAACAGGACCCAGGGUCUGCUGUCGGAGAUUUUGCGGAAAGAGGAGGACCCUAACCACGCCUCCCAGUCUCUGCUGGUCAAUCUGCGGGCCAUGUACAGCUUCCUGCAGGUGCACGAGGCUGAGAGGGAUCGCAUCUACCUGGAGGAGAAAGACAGAACCUUGACUGGAUUCAUCCCAGGCUGCAAUAACACGCCACCGAGAUCCACACAGGCGAGACUGUCCCCAGUUUUAGGAGACAGAGGGUUGAGGACAGACAGCUGUGUACUCAAUGUGAGCGCUUCUAUCUACGAGGACAUUCAGCACGAGAUGAAGAGAGCCAAGGUGUCUCAGGCUCUGUUUGCAAAAGUUUCCGUCUCCAAGAGUCAGGGCUGGCUGUGUGAGCUGCUGCGUUGGAAAGAGGAUCCCAACCCAGAUAACCGGACCCUGUGGGAGAACCUGUGCAUGAUCCGCCGGUUCCUCAGCCUGUCGCAGACCGAACGAGACACCAUCUACGAGCAGGAGAGCAGCAGCACGGCUCAGCAGCACUCUGACAGGCUGACACUGCUCAGCAACGACAGCACACUGUACCAACGCCACUCUCCUCUGCCGCAGCAGCACCAUCUCCAGCCCCAUCAGCCACUGCAGCCAGAGGCAGGACCUCACCUGUCUCCACGGCAACCAUGUGCUGCAUCACCAGCAGAGUGUGAGGCGGGGAACAACUGGGGGCACGUGAGGGUGCAUCUGCAGGGCAGGAGCAGCAGUAAUGGAGAGAGGGGAGACAGUAAGGACUGGGUUGAGGGCGAGAUGAGCAUUUUCGGAGGGGGACUGGGGUGUACUGGGAGGGUGAGGGAGAAGGGUAUGGAAAGUAAGGAGCAGGUGAGGAAUGGGAGUGUUGGGGAGGAAGGGAUUGGUGACAUCAUUAGAGAGUGCAAAGAGGAGGUGAAGCUCACUAUGAAGUGGCCCAGCGUGAAGGAUGAGGAGCGAGGUGAGGCUGGGGUGUGUUUAGAGGCAGAUAGUGAGGUCCAGGGGUUAAAAGUGUCCCAUGAGGCUCUGGGAAUCCUGCAGAGCUUCAUUCAAGACGUGGGACUCGACCCAGACGAAGAGGCCAUACACACCCUGUCCGCUCAGCUGGGCCUGCCCAAACACACCAUCCAAAAGUUCUUCAACAGCCAGGACCAUGACCGGCAUCCACACCACACCCAGAGCCCAAAACUGAGUCAAAAACACGGCUGCACGGACCCAAACCUCUCCCAGACAGUCAUACCUGCAGAGGAACAAGAGGAGGAAGGUGAUGGAAGGACUGAGGCAGAAUUAAAGGAGGAGCAGGAGGAGAAUCAAACGGGGAGAAAUGAAGCAAACGGGAUUGAUGUUUUUAAAGAUUCUGAUGUCGGCACUCAAACCAUUAGCACUAUGAAGGAAGAGCACGAGAGUUACAUAUAAACUAAUUCCAUUAGACUUUUGCUAUUUGCUAUUGGUUGUCCUUAAAUCCUGUGGAAAGACUAAAAGCUGACUUUCUACCACAGCCUUAAGGAUGCUACUGCUACAAUAGAAAGCUCUCAUGUGAUUUGACCCCUUCUGCAAUUGAGACAGAACAUAACUGUGACUAUAUGAGCAGAUGAUGUCUCAACACAUUGGUUCUGUGUUGUGUCUGGAUGAAUGGGACCUGAUAAAAGAGCCUCAGAUAACAUAUCACUGUGUAAAAAAGGGUUAUUAUUAUAUUUGGUCGGUGAAAUGUUCAAGCCAGAAAUGCCUUGUAGAAAGUGGCACUGCCAAUCUGUUUUUUUAAAUAUACUGUAUACUUUGUUUUUUUAAAUUGUGAUUUGUGUUCAGAUAUUCGUAAAUCAUUUAAAACGGUUUCCUUCAGGAAUCACACUGUUAUAUCUUACAUUGUCGUUAUUUGUCACAUUGUAAUAAAUCCUGAUUAUGUUA
Messenger RNA from Gymnodraco acuticeps, 3409 nucleotides. RefSeq names its product SATB homeobox 1a (gene satb1a). The record is from RefSeq and is a predicted model, not a curated record. Lineage: Eukaryota; Metazoa; Chordata; Actinopteri; Perciformes; Bathydraconidae. Gene Ontology annotation, molecular function: DNA-binding transcription factor activity, RNA polymerase II-specific; RNA polymerase II cis-regulatory region sequence-specific DNA binding. Gene Ontology annotation, biological process: regulation of transcription by RNA polymerase II; chromatin remodeling.